GUUAAUACAAAAGGGGUCAUAAUGUUUUUAGGAAUAACAAAGUAAAUUUUGGUUUGAAUUUUUCUUUUUCUUUUUCCGAAAGUAAGAUUAAGGAGUGAUUGUAUAGUUGACACUCACUACUCACGAGCAAUGAAGCAAGAUCUGCCUGUAUCUCUUCAGCUAGAAUUUGAUAAAUUUUCACACUUUUGAAGGCAAAAGGGAUCCAGACGGAGCCCAUAGAUAAAUGGCCGUUUCUUCUUCUUCUUCUUCUGCACUUGUGCUGCCUUCCAUUGCUUCUAGAACUGGAAUUUCGCCUUCCCUUCCAUCCUUACGUUUCCCCAGACGAACCCGGCAAAUAUCCCUUUGUUCAUCAUCAUCUCCCACGCCCAUGGAAGAAGAGCCCUUGCAAGCCGAAGAAUCUCGAUCCAAAUUCACUGAUUUUCCGCACGUCUCCCCGGCGCACAGAGAUCUGAUGGCGGAACUCGUCUCCUCCGUCGAGACCCGACUCCGGCCCGAUCUCCACCCGUGUACCCUCCCGCCCGAUGUCCAAUUCUAUCAAAACCCUAAUGGCUCUGCACUUGCCGCUCUCCAUGUCCGGAAAGGCCUCCCCUCCUCCCCGAUUGAUUUCAUAAUAGGGAGUUGGAUUCAUGGCAGCAAGUUGCCGCCCGGGGGAGUGGAUCUGAACAUAACCACUCUCUAUACAUAUCUGAGACCCUCAACCGACGCGCCAAACUUCCUAAUAGAGUUCAUCCAAACCUCUCCACUGUCUCUGGUUCUCAUUCUUGAUCUCCCUCCUCGAAAGGACCUCGUCAUGCAUCCCGAUUACUUGAAGGUGUUCUAUGAGGACACCCAGUUGGACCGACACAGGGAACGUCUCAUGCUUCUGCCCGAGGUGCGCCCUUACUACUCUCGCUCUCUAUAUGUUCGGGCAUCUUUCUCUCCCUCAUCCAUUCUGGUCUCCAUAGAAGCAAACUCCGUGGAUCGCAUGGAAGAUAUUGUUAGGGAUCAUGUGAGCCCUGUUGCCAAGGAAAUGCUGGAGAUAUGGCUUGAGUUGUGUGCUUGUGCUGAGAGGGGGGAAGUUGGAGUGGAUGAGAGUCGCGAACUAGCGAGGAGGGACCGCGUCUUCAGGAACAAGGGGUUUGAGAUUGAUCUCGAAUCGAGUUACCCCAGGCUUUUCGGGCAGGAGGUUGCAAACCGCGUUUUACGAGUUUUAAGAGACGUUAUCCUCAACGCUUGAGUUAUAUGUGGUCAUGUAUAAUAUUGUCAACCCAUCUCUCUCUAUAUAUAUACCCUGCUUUUGUGGAAUUUUACUGGGUUUGUUGUUGUUGUGAGAUGUACAUUGUUCUGCUGUAUAAACAUAUAUUGUAAUGGUUUUCAAAUGUGUCACUGAAACACAUAUGUAUAGCUUUUCAUUUCAGCCAUGAAUUGAAGUACUUCUUUGUCUGUUCUUGGAAGCCUUCUAUUUUGUCCUAGGCUAGGGUGAUUUU
Molecule: messenger RNA, 1466 nt
Organism: Cuscuta campestris
Lineage: Eukaryota; Viridiplantae; Streptophyta; Magnoliopsida; Solanales; Convolvulaceae
Source: the annotation of a GenBank genome assembly